CCUUCAGGAAGGGAGGGGGAAAGAGCAGGGGUUGGUUGGUGCCAGCAGCGGCGUGAGCGCUCGAGAGCAGCCGCCAUUUUACGCAGGCUCCUCCACAUUCUCCGAGCACACGCUGUGAGGGAGCCGAAGAGAAGGACGGGGCAGCCCUGCAGCCGCGCCUCCGCCUUCCGGAGCCCUUUCGCUCGCCUCUCGUCACCCUCCCCGCACAGAUAUCUGGAAACAUGGCUUCUGAACAUGUUAAUGGGAAUGGUACUGAAGAGCCCAUGGAUACUUCUGCUGCAGUUACCCAUUCUGAGCAUUUCCAGACAUUGCUUGAUGCUGGUUUACCACAGAAAGUUGCUGAAAAACUAGAUGAAAUUUACGUUGCAGGGCUAGUUGCUCACAGUGAUUUAGAUGAAAGAGCUAUUGAAGCUUUAAAAGAAUUUAAUGAAGAAGGUGCAUUAGCAGUGCUUCAGCAAUUUAAAGACAGCGAUCUCUCUCAUGUUCAGAACAAAAGUGCCUUUUUAUGUGGUGUCAUGAAGACAUAUAGGCAGCGAGAAAAACAAGGGACCAAAGUGGCAGACUCCAGCAAAGGACCAGAUGAGGCAAAAAUUAAGGCACUUUUGGAGAGAACAGGAUACACACUUGACGUAACGACUGGGCAAAGGAAAUAUGGUGGUCCGCCUCCUGAGUGUGUCUAUUCAGGACAACAGCCUUCUGUUGGCACUGAGAUAUUCGUGGGUAAGAUUCCAAGGGACUUGUUUGAGGAUGAGCUUGUUCCAUUAUUUGAAAAAGCUGGACCUAUUUGGGAUCUGCGUUUAAUGAUGGACCCACUGACAGGUCUAAACAGAGGAUAUGCUUUUGUCACUUUCUGUAACAAAGAGGCUGCACAGGAAGCUGUUAAAUUGUAUAAUAAUCAUGAAAUUCGUUCUGGAAAACACAUUGGUGUGUGUAUCUCUGUUGCCAAUAAUAGGCUCUUCGUUGGCUCUAUUCCUAAGAGUAAAACCAAGGAACAGAUAGUUGAAGAAUUUAGCAAAGUAACAGAGGGCCUCACAGAUGUAAUACUGUAUCAUCAGCCUGAUGACAAAAAAAAGAACAGAGGUUUUUGUUUCCUUGAAUAUGAAGAUCACAAAACAGCAGCACAAGCAAGGCGAAGGUUGAUGAGUGGAAAAGUGAAGGUCUGGGGUAAUGUUGUUACUGUUGAAUGGGCUGAUCCCAUAGAAGACCCAGAUCCUGAAGUUAUGGCAAAGGUGAAAGUGUUAUUUGUGCGGAACCUUGCAAAUUCAGUCACAGAAGAAAUAUUGGAAAAGGCUUUUAGUCAGUUUGGAAAACUGGAAAGAGUGAAGAAAUUGAAAGAUUACGCUUUUAUACAUUUUGAUGAACGUGAUGGUGCUGUAAAGGCAAUGGAGGGCAUGAAUGGAAAAGAGUUAGAGGGAGAAAAUAUUGAAAUUGUUUUUGCAAAGCCACCAGAUCAAAAAAGGAAAGAAAGGAAAGCUCAGAGGCAAGCUGCUAAAAAUCAAAUGUAUGAUGACUAUUACUAUUAUGGUCCUCCUCAUAUGCCCCCACCAACAAGAGGUCGAGGUCGAGGAGGCCGAGGUGGCUAUGGAUAUCCUCCUGACUACUAUGGAUAUGAAGAUGAUUACUAUUAUUACGGCUAUGACUACCAUAACUAUCGUGGUGGAUAUGAAGACCCUUACUAUGGUUAUGAAGAUUUUCAAGUUGGAGCUAGAGGAAGGGGUGGUAGAGGAGCAAGGGGUGCUGCUCUUUCCAGAGGUCGCGGGGCUGCUCCUCCCCGUGGCAGAGCCGGUUAUGCACAAAGAGGUGGUCCUGGAUCAGCAAGAGGUGUUCGUGGUGCUCGAGGAGGUGCCCAGCAACAAAGAGGCCGCGGGGUACGUGGUGCAAGGGGUGGCCGCGGUGGAAAUGUAGGAGGAAAGCGCAAAGCUGAUGGGUACAACCAGCCAGAUUCCAAGCGGCGCCAGACCAAUAAUCAGAACUGGGGCUCCCAACCCAUUGCUCAGCAACCGCUCCAAGGUGGUGAUCAUUCUGCAGGGAAAAGGGGUCGAGGCCGGUCCUGACCUGUUACAAUGAAGACUGACUUGCUAAGUGGGAUUACACCAGAAGCUUGCAGUGGAGUAAUGGUAAGGAAAUCAAGCAACCUUAAGUAUCUCGACUGCAUAGGAGCAAACUAUUUUGUAGAAGAUACUUCAUGCGAAGAUCAUGGAAUCAAAUAUGGGACACUUGGACUUUGAUAUGAAUUUCUAUUACGUUUUCGCUGCAGUGCAAAUUAUAAAUCUAAAGUUAAUAUUUUUCCCAAUGUGUUUAACAAAAUUAUCUCUAGCAUGGCCUCUUAAAUGUUUUGUUCUUUAAAAAAAAGAAAAGAAGAAACAUCUACUUAAAGUAGACAUUUCCCUAUAGUUUUUAAAACGGAUUCCAAAACUGGUAUUCUCUUAUUGCUCUGACAUUUUAUUGCAGUUAUAUUAGGUGAAUACCAUCAAUGGUUUCCUAAACUUUUAUUUCUGCUCAUGAAGGUUAAUCAUGGUUGUCUAUAUAGUAAUCACUUUGAAAUGUGUUCAGAUACAGCAGUUUCAGGUGUAAUCAUCAGAGCUGGUUAGUCAGGCAUUCCAGAUAGUGGUUCUUUUCAGAACCUUUUUAAAGGGUUGGUUAACUACCUCAGUAGCAGAGGAUUGAACUAUACCCUAUCUGUACUGUACAUAGAAAAUCUUUGUAGAUAAAAUCAAGGCUUGUUUAAUUACGACAUGAGGGCAAAAAUAUAUAUACCAAAUGUAACAUUCUUAGUUGCCUUUAAUUUCAGAGGCUUUGUAAAAGAGUCCCUCUUGUUCGUCAUAACAGGCCUUGUUUUUGUCGUAUUUUGUGGCUGAAAAAGCAGCCUUGCUUCUUCAGAUAUUGUAGUUAUUUGGAUGUAUAAUAGUUUAGCAAGAUGUUACUUUUUGUAAGACAUCAAAUGUUAAAAAAGUGCAUCAGCAACUUGUACUAAAUACUGCAGUGUCCCUUUAUAAAAGGUCAGACUAAAACUGACAACUGUACAGUAAAGCCUGACAUUUGGAUAUUUUGAAGUUUUUCAUAAAUCAUAGAAAAUAGUAUAUGGCUGUAGUUUAGCUUUUUAGGUAAAGGUAUGUUUUCUCAUUAGUGCAUUUCUUAUCGCUGAUUGCUGUAAAAAGAAACAGAUCAGCUUUCCAUUUUCUCUUUAUGCAGAUCAUGAUAACCUGUAGAGUAGAAUACAAUCAUUUGUGCUAUGUUUUAAUUUUAUGAAGCACCUUGAUGACAGUGAGUGUUAAGUGGUGAAGCAUCCUCUAUUGAAUCACCCUUCCAAAAAGUUUUGUCAAGUCCAGAUAUGCAUAGGUAACAUAAAACUAUGGUUUAAUAUAGACUUGGCAGAAAGAGCUUCCCUUAUGCCCUUCCCCAAAGGGAUACUGCAGUUGUUACAUACCCAUAGGCACCACAGUAAGAUCUGAAACACCGAAUUAAGAUUUUAUACACACCAGUUCCCCAGUAAAUGAAAAAAUUAACAAAAAAUAGAUGUCAUAUGUUAAAUGCUCAUUGCAAACAAUCAUUUUGCAUUCCUGCAAAUAAAAUUGUUUUAUACUGUAAGCUGGAGGCAAGUGUAACUUAUUUUUGUAAUAAAGUUUUUAUUUUUUUUAUGUGUCAUUAAUAUAAAUGUGUGUUAGUGCAGAAAUCUUCUGGUUUAAAACUUGUGCGCACACAUUUCCGUUUGUUUACUUGUAUUUACAUUUUUUUAGAGUAGUGGUUUCCAGUAGUCUAUCUCUCACAUUAAUUGAAUUUUUGUUAUCCUAAUAAACCAUUUUAGUAUAUUGUAUGUCAAUUACUGGGAUAGCUGGGACAUAAAGUGUAAUUUAAAAUUUGUCAAAUAUUCAUGGGAAUAUGUAAAUGUGCCUUGCUAGUUAAGAGAGAAAAUAAGUGGUGGGAUGGUUAAAAUGUUAUCGUUUGAUGAGACACCUGUUGCCACAGUCUCAUAUACUGCCCAUGGUAAAGUUCUUCUUUCCAUAUUUGAAUAAGAAACAUGAGUGUUGCAUCAGCUUCUGAAAUCGUAAACUUGAUAGGAUGAGGCUUAUGGAACGAAGGUUUGCUAAAUGUAGCCUUAAAUACUACUAUGAUUUCAUUGUAAUCCUUGGUGCUGGCAGAAACCAGUACCAGGGAGGUUUGAAUGCUCCCUUCAAUAAGGCUGUUGUGCCAACUGGCAUCUUUACUGUCAUAGUCUUAUGAAGAACAUUGUCAAGAUGUUCAUGCCAAAUUUGACCUGAUAUCUCAUGGAGGCUUAGGAAGAAGAAGCUUUCUGACUUAAAUCUUCGAAAUCUGUCCUAUUGCUGGAAAAAUAAAGUAGUAUGCUUUCAAGCAUCACUAAUUUGAGCUUUGGGAAAGGAGAUAAAAUGAUAGAUGAGUCUUUUUUUGGAACUGCAUUCUGUUGAUGUUGAUGUAAUGCAAAAUAAAAAUCCGAUGACAGGCUGGAAUUGAGGUAAAAGAUCCAUCAACUUCAGCUAUGAAAAUAGGUGGGGUGUGAGGAUGCGUGUCAAAAAAUGUACUGGGAGUGAUCUAUAUAGUUUAUAAGCAAUGGUGAGUAAUAAAAAACUGAAUCUUGACAGUGUUCUUAAAUAAUUAUGAAUUCAAGCCAUUAUGACUUUUACAAUUAAACAUUAUUUGCACUGUUCUGA
Anolis carolinensis (green anole) is the source of this 4667-nucleotide messenger RNA. RefSeq names its product synaptotagmin binding cytoplasmic RNA interacting protein (gene syncrip). The record is from RefSeq and is a predicted model, not a curated record. Gene Ontology annotation, cellular component: nucleus; ribonucleoprotein complex; CRD-mediated mRNA stability complex. Gene Ontology annotation, biological process: CRD-mediated mRNA stabilization. Bases 222 to 2054 code for a protein of 610 amino acids. Gene Ontology annotation, molecular function: mRNA 5'-UTR binding. Lineage: Eukaryota; Metazoa; Chordata; Lepidosauria; Squamata; Anolidae. The transcript has 12 exons.